Messenger RNA from Tachyglossus aculeatus (Australian echidna), 1728 nucleotides. It is a transcript of the gene SPRY3, whose product is annotated as sprouty RTK signaling antagonist 3. Gene Ontology annotation, cellular component: cytosol; membrane. The record is from RefSeq and is a predicted model, not a curated record. Lineage: Eukaryota; Metazoa; Chordata; Mammalia; Monotremata; Tachyglossidae. The transcript is spliced from 2 exons. Gene Ontology annotation, biological process: negative regulation of MAP kinase activity; animal organ development; multicellular organism development. Bases 825 to 1718 code for a protein of 297 amino acids.
GAGGGAGAGAGAGAGAGAGAGAGAAAGAAAUUGUAACAAGGAGCAAUAAAUCCCUCCCCUCCCAUCCUCCCCUCUAACCCAUUCACAAGACCUCCAGAAAUCAUCUACAUUCACAAAACAGCGAGCCUGCUCUACUGAAUACACUGCAACCAUAUCCACUCCUCUCUCUCUUUCUCUCUCUCUCUCUCCCUCCCUCCCUUUCCAUCGUUUUAGAUUAUAUCCACACAUACUGAGUCUAGAGUUAUAGAAUCAGACACAAGCAGCAUCUAUUGCUGCGCCGAGAUUUACUGAAUCCUACAACUGCAGUUCCUGCUUCUGUUCAUCUGUCAGAUCGGAGGAGGAGGAGGAGGAGGAGGAAAAGGAGGAGGAGGAGAAAAAACAGGACUUGCAUUUCCUGGGUUUCUUUGGGGAAUAUGUGCAUCUUGAUUUAUAUCUGUAUGUAAAACCUAUACAGAGUAUCUGCCAGUACGUUUCUUGCUUUUUUUUUUUUUUUCAUUUUCUCUGCUGUGUCAGAGAGAACGAGACAGAGCUGUCUCUAUCUGGUUCCCCAGCCCGAGGAGGAGUGUUCAUUCAGACUUUCUGAAAAGAGCUGGAGAGACAGAGAGGGAGAAUCAAGGAAAGAAGAGGUUCCUGUAUCCGGCUGGGAGAUUAGUUCCACGGCUCUCAGCAACAUGGAUCUCCACGCUCAUCGAGGUUUUUCCGAUGUGCCCUGAUGCCAGAGUGACGGCUGGCCCCCCUCUCUCCGUGCCCACCUCAAGCGUCCGUCCGACCGCCACCCCCUCCGAACUUCCCGGACCCCCUAAACAUCAGACGGGGCGUGGAACAUGGAUCCCCCUGCACCGGACGAUGUCCAGCCGGUCCGGUCCCUGGACCAGAUCCGCUCGGUCCGUGCCAGCAACGACUACGUGGAGCGUCCGGCUGCGUCCUUCCAGGCGGCCCGCUCCCACCCGUCGCUGUCCCAGCCGGGGCCCAAGGCGGCAGAGUGGCCCCAGGUGUCCGGGAGGGGGGACCUGCCGCGGAGCCUGAGCCAGCACCAGCAGAUGCAAGCCCCGGCGCUGCCCCUGAGCAAGUGGAGCACGGCCAGCUCCAUGUCCCGCAGCACAACGGCCUCGGACCAGCGGCUCCUGGGCAGCCUGACGCCCUCUCCCUCCGGCCAGUCCUUGGUCCGGACGCAGCCCCAGCCCGGGGGGGACCCGAAGGCCGAGGACCGGCUCCUCAAGGGGCCGGCGGGGAAAGGCCCCGGGCCCGGCCCGGGCCUGCACGCGGGGAGCGGCCACAUGCUCAUCUGCGAGGAGUGCGGCCGCUGCAAAUGCGUGCGCUGCAGUUCGGCCCGCCGCCUGCCCUCCUGCUGGUUGUGCAAUCAGCGCUGCCUCUGCUCUCCCGACAGCCUCCUCGACUACGGGACCUGCCUCUGCUGCGUCAAGGGCCUCUUCUACCACUGCUCCUCCGACGACGAGGACAACUGUGCCGACGACCCCUGCUCCUGUGGGCCUGGGGCCUGCUGCACGCGCUGGGCCGCCAUGAGCCUCCUCUCGCUCUUCUUGCCCUGCCUCUGCUGCUACUUGCCCACCCGGGCCUGCCUUCGACUCUGCCAGCGGGGCUACGACGGCCUCAAAAGGCCCGGCUGCCGCUGCAAGAGCCACACCAACACCGUCUGCAGGAAGAUCUCCUCCUCCGGCGGCGCCACCUUCCCCAAGGCGCUCGAUAAGCCCGUAUGACCUUCUCUGC